GGAAAAAUGUUAGCUUCCAAAGUUAGCCUCAAAAAUUCUAAAGCUGUUACUUCUCCUUGUUCCAAUAUGAUGGCAAAAUUGAUGACUGAUAUCGUCAAAAAGACUGACAAGCUGUGAAAGAAGAAGUUUUGUAACGAAAAGCUCAGGAAAUAUUACCAUACUAAUGACUUUGUCUCGGUAAUCAAACCUGAUAUGUCCAUUAAGGCUUAUCUCCACAGAUUGGCGAUGUACUUGCAUAUUUCAGAGUCAUGAUUCAUCUUAGCUCUUGUGUAUAUUGACAGGUUGACAGAGAGGCACCCAAGAAUACUGGUAAACUCAUAUACAAUCCAUAGAAUCCUGUCGACCAGCAUUAUCCUUUCCAUGAAGUUCAAUGAAGACAUCUAUUUUCCGUACAAGUACAUUGCAUCUGUAUGUGGCGUCUCAGAAGAUGAAUUACUAGAGCUAGAGCUAUAUUUCCUGAAGCUGAUCAAUUUUGAGUGAUUCGUUGAUCCUAAAAUGUUUGAGAGUUAUUACUCCCAUUUGUCCAAAACUACUGGCAGAAGAGCAUUUCUGAACAAUUGUUCCUGUCUGGAACCGGCGCAUUCAAGCCCUAAAUUACUUCUGAAUAACUCUGGAUGCAAAGAAGGGAAGAUUCAAGAAGCACUAAGCCAAGUAUCUGCUUCCCAAAUUUUAAACUAUACAUUUACAGAGAAAACAUCUCAAAAUCAUGGCGUGAGAUUCUUUGAUGAACAGACCAGGGUUAAACUCGUUAAGCAAAACACUUUCACUUCUUCCUCCUACUCUGAUAAAAACAGCAAGCUUUGGAAGUAUAACAAGGAGAUGAAGAAGUGCCACAGUAAGAGUGGGGAGAGGGACAAAAAUGCCAAGUAUCCAAUUCCGGAUUCUCGAGCAACAACCCAACUUAGUACUUCUGCAGGUGGCAAAGUUGUCAGAAGACAUAAAAGGAGCAAGAAUGUUGCUCCUUCACAACAGAAAGUAAUGAUGAGUCACCAUGAUCCAGCAAAGGAGAUAUAAAAACUCAUUUGAAUCAUUCUUUCACUUCUUAUCAAACCUCCAGACAACUCGUUUAUACCGGUGAAUACCCAAACUGUAGAAAUCCUGUUGCUGGAGAAGGUAGGAGCCUUGGAUUGGAAUCUCACCAUGUUUAUUUCUAAUCCCGCUCCUCUGGCUGUGAUACAAAGUAUCUCAAGCCGACUGAACACUCAUUCCCUCAUAUCAAAGAUAAGAGUUUAACUUACAACCGCAGGAGGGGCUGAC
This is a messenger RNA of Moneuplotes crassus, 1257 nucleotides long. The record is from the annotation of a GenBank genome assembly. Lineage: Eukaryota; Ciliophora; Spirotrichea; Euplotida; Euplotidae.